AUGAAUGACGACGAAAUUGUUGAAGCUCUUUGGUCAUCUGAUAAGUUUUCUGAAUUUGAUGAUGGUGAUGUAGAUCCAGACUUUGCUUUGGUAAAUAUUGCUUAGUUUAUAAUAUUUUUUUUAGUUGGUACAAAUAUUGAGUAGUAGACUACUAAUUCUACUAAAUACUAGUCUAUUAAAUGCAUUAGCAUUAUUUACUACUGUGACUGGUCAUAAAAUGAGUGUAACAGAAUUUAGAGAGAACAUAGUUCAAGCUUUAAUAACGAAAGCCAACAUAUCAAUGAUACUCAAACCCAAUGAAGGAGAAAUUCAUAAACUUAUUAAUUCUAAUCGUGGUAGAUGUUCAAAUUGUUAUUUCGAAAUGGUUCAACAAGGUGGAAGGAAUCACGUGCAAAAAGUUACACGUAAAAUACAAACAUUGUGUCCAGGUUGUUCGAAACACUUCUGUUUAGAUUGUUUUUUUAAAACACAUUCAACAAAAAAAAUAAAUAAUUUUAAGAAUCAUAUUAUUAGUUUUUAAGCUGUAUGUAAUAUAUUUAUGUUUGAUAUAUUGAUAUUUUUACUAAAAAAGGUUAAUGAGUACUCGUAUAAUAUUAAUACGAGUUGUAUAGUUUUUUUUUUAAUAAUUACAUUUUUAUUUUAAAAAAAAAAAACAUUAAAUUUGAGCGCUAUUUGCACUAUUCAGCUUGAAAUUUUUUCCUUUCUAUUCCAAUAAACGAAUUGAGCAACAGAAAUGGUUCUCAAUGAUGUAAUCACGAAAAAUAGUGAGUACCAAAAUUGACCCUCAAAGCCUGAGAGUUAAACGGUGUGAGUACCAGAAUUGGUACUCAAAACUCGUAGAACAAAUAUGAUUUAAAUAUGAAGGCCUAUAAUACAAAUCAUGAAAGUACCAAUUAUGGUACUCAUGGCAGUUAACUUGUUAAAUAUUAGAAUUUUACUUUAGUCAAUAACAUUAUUAUCAUCAGUGCUAAGAUUUUAUAGCAUUUGCUAGUUAUUAUAGGGUACAGAAAAAAUGAGAGAGUGAAAUUUACAUUUGUUUUAUGCGCCAAGGACUCCAAAUAUGAAUUUGUAUACUGCAUUUUUGCAUAUUUGAAGUAUUUUUAAUUUUUCAAUAUUGAAUGCUAUUUUUUGCUAAUAAACAUUAUAUAAUUAUUUAAUUUGUAAAAAAUAGUAGAAAAAAAUCUUAUCAAAUUUAUAUAUUUAAAAAAAAAAAUUUUCUUUUAAGUCAUUUUUCAUAUUUUAUGGAAUACUAUAACUUUUUUUUAAAUUUUUAGUUCAUAUUAUGUUUAUUUUAAGAUUUGUUAAGUCAUAUUAAAGUGUAUAUUUUAAUUAUUUGCAGUGCUAUAAAAUGUAAGCCCUGAUCAUCAUUGUUCUUACUUUCUAAAAAUUGAUAAAUUUAAAUUACUUUUUGUACUUUGUAUAAUAGUAAAUAAAACCUAUUUAUUUUUAUGUGCACACUUGGCAAAACAUAUAUAAUACAUAUUAUUAAAGACCGGAUUUAAUUUGAUUUAAAACACACAAAAAUUGCAUAUUAAAAUUAUAUAAUUACACCAAAUAAUACGUAAAAAUUUCAUAAUAAAUUUAAUAAAUUUAAAAAAAAAUUUCGUUCAAUACUAGGAAAUAUUUUUAACAAGGAAUUAAUAAACUAACAAAUAGUUUCAUAAUUGGUGGAUUCUAGUUCUUCAAAUGCGACUAAAUAUGAUUUCCUAGGCGUCCCAUCUAAUUUACCAAUCAAUACAUUUGCAAUAGCCAAACCUAAAUGAAAAUAGUAUUUUUCAUUAUAUGAGAAAUUAAAAAAAUUAUUUAUACAAAUCUCUUGGAUUGGUUGUCUCGUCAACAACUAUAUAAACGUAAAUAUUACUAAUUAUUUAGUCCAUAACGCUUUUAUAAAUAUUCGGUAUGUAAUUUUUCCUUUAAAUUCUUUCGUCCAGAAUUGAUUUGCCAGUAUGUUUUUCAAAAAUAAUUUUAACACAUGAUUGCCCAGCUUAUUUAAUGGAAUAUUUGCAGCAACAAACGCAUUACAUAAAUCUUCAAAAAUUACACUUUUACCAUUCGAAUUUUGAAAAGUAAUCAAAAGCUAUAAUAUACAUCAUUAAAUACUAUUAUAUAGCUACUAUAGCUAUAGCAGUAAUAUAUUUACAUGAAUCUCAAAUUACAUAAUAUUUUUAAGUAACUAAAUAAUAUUAUAUUAAACAUGUUUUUAUUUGUAAACAUCAGGUUCUAAAACCUCGUCCUUACAUAAACCCACCGUACCUUCCAUAUAUCAUUCUCAAUCAGCUCCAACCACCACUUUCAUCCUAUGUUUAUUUUCAUUAAUCAUAAUUCUAACUGCAUUUUAUUCCCCACUUCUCAUGUCGUACCCAAACCAUCUCAAUCUAUUUUCUUUUAUUUCAUCUGCUAUCAACAAAUUAUAACAAAAUUAAUUCCUCCGCCCCACAGAAACAAUACUGUUAUAACUUAUUACAACAAUAUUAUUGUACUAUGUAAAUGAUAUUUAUUUAUUAUAUUAUAAUAUAUUAUAACAUAAAAUAGAAUUAUACUUAAUUACACUAUUAACAAUGUGUUCUGUUUUUACAUUCAUUAUAGCAAUACAUGUAUUUAUUAAAAUUCGCAAUUCACAAUUAACCUACAAUACAAAAAUACCUAAGGCUCACUUUUUAGUUAUCUUUUAAUACAGUGUUGCCCUAUACAACAUCCCUCAUCUUUUAGCCCUUUAAUUUAGAAAAAAUUUACAUUUUAUCAUAUUAUAUUAUCUAACAAAAUCAUUCAAUAUUAAUUCUACAAGAAUAAUUUUAAUUUUAAUAUCACAGCUUAUAUAACUACUAAUUAAAUAAUAAUAGUACACUUGUAAAAACAAAAUAUCUUACACAAAGAAACAACAAAUAAUAAUUUAUUAUUUAGAUCAUACAAACACUUUAACUUAAUUAACUUGGAUCAUAAUCACCUAGUUUGAUUGAUUUUCUAAAAGCUUUUUCUACCCUUGUCCUUUUUUAUAUCUCUUCAACAUCAUCAUUACCUUCAUAGUACUUAUUAAACUUUUGAUUAGUUGUAUGACGCAAAUGAUAUAAAGUUUGUCUAACCACAUUACCAGUCGGUAACUUUAUCUUAUACAAUCUAGGACAGUCUUUUAUCUUUUAUAUAAUUUUACAAGGUUUCCAUACAUUACCUUCUUUUACUACUACAUUCUCGCCUACGAUAUAUAUUCAUCUUUACUUUUAGUUCUCCAAUCAUAAUAUCAUUAUGUAAUUUGGGUUUUGAAUUACUCACACUGAUUGGGAACUUUAUUCUUGUCAAUUUAUUCGCUACUACCUCACAAGGUGACAAACUAUGGUAUUAUAGUGGUAUGAUUUAAGCAAUAUGUAUACAAUAUCUCUUUUUUCAAAAUUUGCAUUCCUUAACAAUUAUUUAGCAGCAAGUACUGCUUUUUCUGCCCCCCAUUUAACUGAGAAUACAUAGGACUAGAUGUUAAUAGUUUAAUAUUAUAAAUAUCACAAACAUUUUUCAAUUCACUUCAAUAAAUGGUUGAUUGUCAGAGUAAAUAACUUUUGGAUAACCAUAUAUGCUGAAAAUGCUUCUAUAGCACAAAAUAAUUUCCUUGGCCACUUUCUUAUUGAGUCUAAUUAGUUUUAACCAUUUAGAGUAAUCAAAUACUACAAUAUAUUCCCAUCUUCCAUAAGUUAAUAUAUCUGUACUUAUAACUUCAAAGAGUAAUUUAGACACUACAUGUGGAAUUAACGAUUAUUUUAUAUUAGAGCUCUUAAACUUAUCAUAUACAUUGCAUUUCGAUACAAAUUGCUGUAGUUCAUUAUUUAGACUCACUCUUAUCUCAUCUAUAAUAGGUAUUAAAUGAUACUCUUUAAUAAUAAUUUUAUUUAGUUCUAAUGGAUCCAGAUAUAUAAGCAAUAUCUUAUUAGGUUUUUUAAUUAUUAAAAUAUAACUGCAUCAUUUACUAGGACUGUCUAGUAUUAUCACAUUAUUUCUGGUCAUUUCUUCCAAUGAUUUUUCUAAUUAAAUUUUGAUAGACUCUGGAACUCUUCUUGGCAGCUUAAUCCAGGCCUCACUAUUACCUUUAGUUUUAAUAUAACAUAUUUCUAGGAAACUUCCAAAAUCCUCAAAAAUAUAUAUAUCAAUUAUUUGUUUUGCAUCAUUACUUUCUUUGCUAUUUAUUUCUAUUUUACUGACCAAAUUAAGUUUUACACAUACAUUUAAUCCUAUAAUAGGAACACAUCUAACUUUUAAUUCAUCAUUUACAAUUAUGAACCUCAGUAUAACAUUUUGGUUAAAAAUAAUACAAUUCAUUUUUACAGUCGCGAUUAGCUUUAGAACAUAUCCUCUAUAUGCUUGUAUCUUUGUAAUUAAUUUUUUCAAUAAUUUCAUUAUAUUUUACUCUAUUAAAAAGACUUGGAAGCAAAAUAGCAAUAUCCGAACCUGUCUAACUUAAAUGCAAUAAAACAGUUAUUAAUUCUUACAUUUUUAAACCACCUUUUAUUGUUAUUAUUAUUAUUAUUGAACUGAUGAUCCUGUUUACUUAUAUUUAAUACUACUACAAAAUAAACAUCAAAUAAAUUAUGCUCAAAAUCACUAUUAACUAUUAUUAUAUUUAAAUUCAUUACCCUCUGCUGUUAUUAGUUCUGCACCCAACCAUGAAGUGAUUUAGUUUUCCACAACUACUAUAUUUCUUUUCAAACACAGGAUAGCUCCUUGGACCAUGUUUAUAUUCAUACUUUUUGCCCUCAUAUUGUUAGGUGACUUGUGACGUUGAAUCACCUUGCCUGUCUUACUGUGUAUUCUUCUCUUCUAUCUUCUUUGGAUUCUGUAUCAGUUACUCUGAUUUUUUUGUAUUUUCAUGAAAAAUCUUGUGUGCAUUUUUCUCCUCAAUUGACUUUCCAUUAUCGAUUAACAACUGUUGUUGAUAAUGUGCCAACUCAGCAGAUUUACAGUGUUCAAUAGUUUUGGUAAGAACUAAGUCUGGUACUUUUAAGAGCGUUUCUUGGAAACAAAUGUCAUUAAUACCCAAUACUAUUCUAAUAAGUAGUAGGUAUUUAUACCAUAAUAUCUUCUUAAACACCAAAUUCAUAUCAUUCGGCUAAAUUACAAAUAUACUAAAGAAAUGUAUCAAAAACUAUGCUCUCUUCCUGGCAUCCGUGGAAAAAUUUAAACUGUUUGAUUAUAAUGUUUGUUUUAGGUUAAUAAUAAUUUUCUAUUUCUUCAAAAAUGUUUAAAGAACCUAGAUUCGUUUCACUUGUAAUAUUAAUUGAUUCUAAAAACUCAUGUUUUAUUUUGAAUAACACUUAACAGAAUUUUUUAAUUUCUCUGACUUUGCAUCCAAAUAAUUGGCUAACAAAUAUAUCUUAAACUUAGUUUUAAAUAAUUUUAAAUUUUGUAUUACCAUUGCCGGUUCACUGAUAUCAAAUGAUAACGGAGUAGGAACCACUUUUUGUCCAUUUGACUGCCUAAUGUUAUAACUUAUAUUGUUGUACUGGAUAAACAAAAUUGAUUUAUUAUAUUAUAAUAUAUUAUGACAUAAAAUAGAAUUAUAUUUAAUUACAUAAUUAACAACAUGGUUUGUUUUUACAUUCAUUAUAGCAAUGCAUGUGUUUAUUAAAAUUCGCAAUUCACAAUUAACCUAUAAUACAAAAAUACCUNUACAACAUCCCCCUCUUUUAGCCCUUUAAUUUAGAAAAAAAUUACAUUUUAUCAUAUUAUAUUAUCUAACAAAAUCAUUUAAUAUUAAUUCUACAUUCAAAACUACAAUAAUAAUUUUAAUACACUUGUAAAAACAAAAUGUACGUUUAUUUUUUGUAAAAGUAUUUUCUUCUUUCGAAUUUGUGCACUACUUUCAAACCCUCGUUUAAACAUUAUUUUUAAUUUCAAAUAAAUAAUAUUAAUUAAAUUUGUUCUGUUUUAUUUGUAGUUAUUGGCAUAGGUCAAGUUUGAAAUUUCACAAUAUAGCAUAUUAAGCAAUAUAGGCACCUACUCUAUAAACCAUUUCUGGUAGUCCGAUAUAUGAUACCUACUCAUUAUUGUAGAUAGUAAAUUUUAUUAGAAAGUUCGACCAAACUGUGUAUAGAAUAGUUAGACCUAGUUUCAUUUUUUCGUAAUUUAAGAUUUUGAGACAUUAGUACGAUAAUAACAAUAGCAGCUAGUGUUAAAAUAAUUGUGUAUUGUUUUUAAAAAUAGUGACAUCUGUUUUUACAUUAAAUAUGUUGCAGAACCUGAAAACCGCAGCCAGCAAAGUACUAGCUGCACAGAAAAACGUAAAAAAUCCGAAGAAAAUAUUAAAGCAACCACCUCAACUGCAGUUACACCUGAUCCAAUGCACACAAAUAGAUUCAAAAUUCAAAAAGUAACCAGUGAUCAUGAAAUCGAGGGAAAUUUUUAUGAAAAUACGAAUAAAUUUGAGCAUAAUAUGAAUUCCACUAUCAGUGAUAAUAAAAAAUCUAAUGAUAACAUAGAUAACGAGGAAAAUAACUCAGCACAAAGUGAUAGUGAUGAAGAAAUUUUAAAAUUUAAAGAUACUGCAUAUUUAAUAAUGCCUACCGUGACAAUUAAUUACAAUGAUGUUUUGUAUAAUUUUAUUAUUCAUGAUGAAAGAGUAAAGAAAUUCAUGUUAAAUGGUGAAAUGAUGGAUCUUGACAUUGGUAAAGCUUAUGAUCCAAAAGAAAUUGAUGAAAUUGUUGAUCACAUAAUUAUUUUUGGUACACAUUAUUAUUUAGUAAAAUGGAAAAAUUGGUUUAAAGGGUUUAAUACGUGGGAAUGUUUUGAUAAUCUGUCAAANAUGAAUGUAACAAGACUUGCAAGUGUACAGACAGCUGUUCCAAUAGAGUUAUCCAGUUAGGUAGUGCUGUACGCAUUUCCAUUUAUAAAACAAAAACAUGUGGUUGGGGAAUUAAAGCCUCUCAAGAUAUUGCCAAAGGCAAUUUCAUUGCGAUUUACUCUGGAGAAAUAAUCACGAGAAAAGAAUCAUACAAAAGAUUAUGUGAAAACACUUCAUCGGCCGAUUUUAUGUGGAACUUAGACUUCGACGAUCCAAUUGAUUACGAAUACGUCAUUGACGCUUCCAACUACUCAAAUUUCACGCGUUUCAUUAACCAUUCGUGUGACGCCAAUUUAAACGUGCAUACUGUCUGGGUUGAUUGUCUUAAUAGAAAUCUACACCAGUUAGCAUUAUUUACCAGUCGAUAUAUUUCGGCUGGUGAACAAUUGACUUUCGAUUAUUUUUCCAGACAUGGUGGCACAUUAGAAACAACUGACAUUAGAUGUCAAUGUAAUAUAAAAAAUUGCCGAGGCUACUAUUUUUAA
Molecule: messenger RNA, 7302 nt
Organism: Cinara cedri
Lineage: Eukaryota; Metazoa; Arthropoda; Insecta; Hemiptera; Aphididae
Source: the annotation of a GenBank genome assembly